Poeciliopsis prolifica (blackstripe livebearer) is the source of this 2080-nucleotide messenger RNA. RefSeq names its product Rieske domain-containing protein. The record is from RefSeq and is a predicted model, not a curated record. Gene Ontology annotation, molecular function: 2 iron, 2 sulfur cluster binding. Lineage: Eukaryota; Metazoa; Chordata; Actinopteri; Cyprinodontiformes; Poeciliidae. The transcript is spliced from 4 exons. Bases 270 to 767 code for a protein of 165 amino acids.
CCAAAAUAUUGGCUAGUUAUAGGCGUGUGGUGGUUUGCAUUUUAUUUGUUGACUCCAAAUGUUCGGGUAAGCCUGCUGGGUGAAGAUAAAGAAGUUUGACGUUUGCUUGCGCGUAGUUUUGGUAAGAUAAGGAGUCAAUGUAAAUCGUUGCACAGGCAGCAGUUUGAAGUUCUAACUAAAGCUGCCUGGAGUUCAUGACCUGGUCCCUUCAGCACCCAGUUGAAGGUUAUUAAGUCAGAGACUGAGCCAAAUCACACAGUACAAUCAGGAUGUCAUCUACAGAGGAGAACUCCUAUUCCCCCUGUCCUGACAUGCAUUUUAUUGGAAAGAAAGCAGAUAUUGUUCAGGCUGGCCGUGUGAUGAAGCGGGUGGAUGGAUCCAGAGAUGUGCUUGUGGUGUACCACAAGGGGGAGCUUUAUGCAUUGGACCUGCGUUGCUACCAUGCUGGUGGUCUAUUACAGAAUGGAGAUAUAGAGGAGUUCAAUGGACGGCUGUGCAUUGUUUGUCCAUGGCACAAAUACAAGAUCACACUGGCAGAAGGUGAAGGACUUUAUCAAGCUGUGGACAAUCCUAUGACCAGACCACUGAAGACUCAGUGGCGCUCCAAGGGAGUCAAGCAAAGGAUUCAUAAAGUCACUGAAGUUAGCGGGGAUGUUUAUGUUACCCUGAAUGAUUCCCGCGAGGCCAUCGAGUCAGAUGUCUACCAGACUGAGAAAUACAGAACUGUUUCAAUCGAUGCACUGCCGAAACCCAAACAGCAGGCAUAGGAAAAAGACAAACAUUUAUUAAACGUUCUGUUUUAUUCUGAUGUUAUGUCAAUAUUUUCUCAUUUUACUUCUAUCUAAUUAUUCUUUGAAAUUUCACGGUGUUCAAACAAAGGAGAAACAAAAACCUUUCAGAAAAUUGAUCAAAUUUGCUUCAGAAUGAAAACAAAUGAUUUUGAAUCAUUACAAUCAAACCCAAUGAUGCCUUCUUAAAAAGUUUAAUCUGUUAAUCCUAAGGUAUUUCUCUUGAAUAUGUAGAACAAACAAGGAUAUUUUACUAAUUACAAUUUACACAGUUUCUUAACAUAUUCCAGUUUUAUUUUUCUUCCUUAAGCUUUUACUUGAAUACAGAAACCAUAAACAUGCUAAUUAGAAGAGAUAUGUUCAAAUGACAAACAGAUCUUACAUCUAUGUAAUAUGGACAGCUUGCCAACAAUUGUUCCACAAAAUGUAAUGUAGAAGUACAAAUGAUAUUUUGACAAUGUUCUUACCUCUUGUGUCAGUACAAACUGAUAAUUUUGUACAACAACCUUAAUUUUAAUUUGUUUAAUAUGUCUUUGCUUCUGUAAAAAAUAAGCAAAAUUUUUAUUGGACUACAUUUUGUUGUACUUACUGCAUGCUUUCACCUCAGAGAUAUUUCCUUCAGUUUGUGUAUUAUAACAUUUACUUCCACUCCAACAUUGCUCACCUAAGUUGUGUUUGGAAAACUGUAUUUGUACUGAAAGACAUCCUAAAUACUCUCAGCUGUUUACAUUAUGGACUUCUGUGAAUGUAUGAAAAUCAAGUUUAAUGAAAUGCAUUUUGUACUUUGAUCUCAGGAGGUUUUUCAUUAUCUUAGUCAAGGGCAAAAGGAGAGAAGCAGAUAAGCACAAUUAAAAUGGUGACUAACCUUUCUGGUAAAUGAGAAAAUAGAGUUUUUAUGCCUGCAAAGGUCUAUAUUUGUAAUAAACUAUCUCCUUAAAAGGUGGAUUCAUUUAGCAAUUUACCAAAAUGUGGGUCCUGUUUGUGUGUUUAAAUUACUUAUUAAAGGUAACUGAGUUUUGCUUUUUUUUUCCUAAUGCACAUUUUGCCAAACACAUAAAUGACUCUUUAACCACUGAUUUUUCAGAAGUUUGGAUAAUUUGUUUUUAUCACAAAAAAUUAUUGCUGAUAUUUCUUCUGUUUUAAUUUUGCACUUACUGUACAGUUUCUUAUUUCUAUUUAUUUAUUUAUGUUUUACACCUUUGUGAACCUGCAUGCUUUCAUUAGCCUGUCAUUUUUCUGCCAGUACACCUAGAUUUUCUCACUUUCAAUAAAGGACAUACUCUUUUGUUCUA